UUACAAGAGAGAUAAGCUUGAAAUUGAAUAAUGACUUCUAGUAGAUUGGAUCGACUUUUUGUGCUCUUGGAGACCGGCAGUACCUCUGUAACUAGAUCAGCUGCCGCCAAACAGUUAGGGGAAGUACAGCGGCUACAUCCUCACGAGCUCAAUACCUUGCUGUUCAGGACUGCCUCGUACCUGCGUUCCCCUAGCUGGGACACCCGAAUAGCUGCCAGCGAAGCCGUCAGGGCAAUUGUUAAUAACGUGCCCCAAUGGAAUCCUCGGGGAAUACCCGACACUAUCAAAGAGGAAAAUGGUGUGUCAUCUCAAGCAUUAUCGAUCGUCGGAAGACUACAGUUUGAGCAGUUUGACAUGUCUAAAGUAUUAGAUAAUAGCACACAUUUAAUGGCUUCUGAGGGCAAGGAGUUUGACGUGGAAGAAGAUUCAGCUUUAGGUUUAGACAUGAAGGAACGCCUAGCCAAGCAAAGACAACUCCUCAAUAACAGGCUGGGCUUAGACGUGGCCGCCAGGAUGGGUUUCAACACUUCAGCCUUAUUCUCCAAUGAAGACUUGGCCGUAGGCAUCGAGAAAAUCGAUCAACCCCACGAUUACAAUUCAGGAAUUGUAAAGGAAACCAUCAAAGAGAUAGUGGUGGCGUUACACAGGGACUGA
This is a messenger RNA of Sitophilus oryzae (rice weevil), 654 nucleotides long. RefSeq names its product TATA-binding protein-associated factor 172-like. Lineage: Eukaryota; Metazoa; Arthropoda; Insecta; Coleoptera; Curculionidae. The transcript has 5 exons. Gene Ontology annotation, molecular function: TBP-class protein binding; DNA binding; ATP hydrolysis activity. The record is from RefSeq and is a predicted model, not a curated record. The coding region runs from base 31 to 654 and encodes 207 amino acids.